This is a messenger RNA of Sycon ciliatum, 5146 nucleotides long. RefSeq lists its product as uncharacterized. The coding region runs from base 359 to 4432 and encodes 1357 amino acids. The transcript has 2 exons. Gene Ontology annotation, cellular component: cytoplasm. Gene Ontology annotation, biological process: protein phosphorylation; signal transduction. The record is from RefSeq and is a predicted model, not a curated record. Lineage: Eukaryota; Metazoa; Porifera; Calcarea; Leucosolenida; Sycettidae. Gene Ontology annotation, molecular function: protein binding; ATP binding; calcium ion binding.
UUUCGUCCAGAGUAUUCAUCCAAAGAGCUUUCAUCAGCUAUGAUCAGGGGGACUAACCUGCUAACGGCCUAUGACUAUGUAUGUCCUUCAGCAGGCUUCGCGUCAUUCCUGGACGAUUAUUUUGUCGCUGGACGAACUGCCCCUUCUCCAGAGUUGAACUGAGCAGUUUCACCGACAAAGCUGUCUGUCUCUAUACACUACGAUGUAGUCAGGAAACACGAUUAAUUUGGUAGCAAUCAACUCGAAUUUUACAAUAAUUAUGUGUCUGUGUGUUUGAACGCCGCUAGCUAGCUAGCUAGCUAGCUAGAUAGCGUAGAGUCGCCAUAAAGCUAGACGCAAUUAACCAACGAGCAGAGUAAUGAUGACGGCGAGUAGCUUAGGUCAUUUGGCGGUACGUGUCGUAGUAAGCGCUCCGACGUCCCGGUUUGUGCAGAUUGUGGCUAUUGUAACCUGCGUUGCGGCUCAUAUCGUCGACCCCAGUGCCAGUGGUGUACAGUCGGAUGAUAAUGCCAGCAAGAGACUGCAGCCCAAGCUGGCAGCUGCUGCUUAUUCUACAGCAACCAGAAAUCCACGAUCUGGCUAUUCUACAACGCGCUACAACCCUGUGGCAGCAGGCACCAUGUCUGCAGAUAACGUUAUGAAUGAGGAGCGUAUGUAUGAAGAAGGGAGUGACAUAGAGAGGUUGCUGCAGAGCGUCCUCACACCAGUGAAGUACGGGGUGGCUCGGCCCCUACCUCCGGGUACAGGGCAAAGUGAUUUGCUCUCGCUGCCCAACCUCGUCUACAUGUUGAGUAUGCCGCCAUCAGCUGUCGUUAUCUCAGCCACAACGCACCGUAAUGAAUACGGUUCUUUGGUAUGCAUUGGCAUGGCCGACAACACACAGUCGGCUAAUCACUCUCCACAAGUCAAAUUGAGAAUACUGGAUAUCUCUGGCAGCCAGGGGCAGACAUGGCGCACCGUGGGCUUUAUCAAUUUCACAGGAAUCGACCCGAAGUGCAUGGCCGAAGCGACAGAAAACUUCCUACCGGCACUGACAAGCAGCCCGUCCAAGAAUAGUGUUUUCAUAUUUGGACUGGGAGUGUAUGACGAAUGUGCAGUUCUGUUUUCCUGGAGUAGCCAAGGUGGCCUGGAGCAUGUCCAAACGAACCAUGGCUCAGAGCUGGUCCCACAUCUCUACCACGCUUUAGCAUCUCAAAACGGCAGUGGAGGCACAGGCGCUGAUGUUCACCUUGUUGCUUUUGGUGGAAAGUUCUGCCUGCAUGUUGACAAGGCUGAGAAGGCCAGCUGUGUGCUCAAUGCUAAUGGUACGAAUACACUCUGGGAGCUAGAAAUUAAGCAAGCUCAAGCAGACUUGCCCUCAUGGAAACUAGUAGAUGUUAGCGAACAGUCACCAAAGCCAGAGCCAAGGUAUUCAGCAGACAUGUUCGCAGUAAACAGCAGCACGCUGGUAAUGUACGGGGGCUUUGCACAGUCCGACUACUCUUCCACGCCUCUGUGUGACCUCUGGUUAUUCGACAGGGUGAGUCAGAGCUGGGAGAUGAUGGCCAAUCUGACGGCGGACUGCGAGGCGAGAUCUCGCUGUGUGAAUGUGUUCCCAGUGGCAGUGAAGCAGCUUGCAGUGUACAGUGAGACAAGUGGCACGCUAGUCGUGGUAGUGGCACUAUGCCAGAGUAGUGACUACACUGUGUAUAGUAUUCAACUGGACGGCAAGGCAGCGGAUGCAGUGUGGACGGCAACAGAGAAGUCAUCGCUGACUGGCAACUCUGACUUCUCCUUUUUCUACGAUGCGGGUACGGAUACGAUGACCAAACUUGCACUGGCCUCUGUCAACGACUCCCUGUACCUAGUGGAAAACAACGGUCUUUCGACACAUCGUCUUGUGUUUGAUCGCAGCUCGGUCAGUCCUGACCAACCGACUGGGACUGCUAGUGCCGCGCUGCUGGAUAUCAACGAUGCCGUUAAGGACCAGUUUGUUGGGAACUGGGGCUGUGUGGCAUCUAGACCCGUCACUCUGCCCAUGCCUGCAGCAUCGCAGUGCUACGACACAGACUUUGCGCGGCGAGUGGACGUGCACUCCUUUCUACUCGGCGGCAUGUGUGGAAAUGGACAUGGUGACGUACCCGCAGCGGAGCAAGAAGUAAUGCCAGUAUGGACCCUGGCUAGUCUUGGCGAUAUCGAUGUACCCACGGCCAAAGUGUUCUACACCAAAAACCUCCCAGCACCUGGCCCUCUGUUCGGUCAGCGCAUGGGGCACACAACAGUCUAUCAGGCUGCUGACGGGGUGGAGGUCAUAGCUCUUUUCGGCGGCGGUCUUGCAAAGUCCAUCGUUGACUAUAGCUAUGUGUUGGCCCCACCAGAAGUCUGGUGUUUCAACAUCAACACCUAUGAGUGGGUGUUAUCGGGUGCAAAAGACGGUCCCAGUGCCCGAUUGUUUCACGUCUCAUUUCCCAUUCACUCCACAUCGUUUGCGGUCUAUGGUGGGACAACACAGCCGCAGGGUGUGUUCAGUGCAACCAAUGACUUCUGGGUGUUUACAUUUAGUGACCUGGGCGAGUGUGCCGGAAACUGGACGGACUUGACGCUAGCCUCGAGUCCGCCGCUACCGCAGCUGUACGGCCAUGCACUGAGCUACUACAGGGAAAAUCCCAUCGUCUUCGGCGGCGGCAAUAGUGGAACGCACUGCUGCAUGUCUAAUCUGCUGUUCACGAUCCAUACUGACGUUGAGAACAGCAGUGUGUCGUGGAGGAAUCUGAGCUUCGACUCUACCGGUCCUCCUGUUGGUCGACGCUUCCACACCUUGUCGCCGUACACAAAUCGCUCCUUCUUGGUCAUGGGCAAUCACAGUAAGCCAUACGAACGCCUAAAGUACUAUACUACAACGGAACUAUUUCUGAUCAACAGUGAUGCACCGUAUGGCCAGGAUGCUGUGACAGUCCUACCAUUAUUUACCAGUCACGUCACAUUCUUCAUGCAAAAGGCAGGCGGCUAUCUGUUGGGUGGUCGCACCACGUUUGAGAACUCGAAACGCGGCGAUGCGGGCGAGAAAACCUUUGUUUAUGGCAACCAGUAUGCUACUCUGGACUACGGCAUGUGUCCGCUUGGCAGGGAGAGUGUGGCUGGUGAGUGUGAACUCUGCCCGAACAGUAGCUACUCGUCCACACUGAAUUUGAACUGUUCUUCCUGCGUGAAUGGUACACUGACCAGGGCACCGGGUGCUAUCGAGGUCAAUGCCUGUUUUGCUCCCGACCCGUGCAUUCCUGACCCAUGCCACGGCCAUGGGUCAUGUAAGAACAAGGCUGGACGUGCCCAGUGCUUCUGUGAUCCAGGUUAUAUGCCUGAAACCAUGUGCUAUCUACCAAUCUACUUCCUAAUUGCCGGCUUUAUUGCGCUGCUCCUGUUGCUGAUUGUGCUCACUGUGGCGCGCAAGUACCAUCGAAGCCGCAGAGAGACGCAGGAGAAACAAAGGCAGCUCCGUGCAUCACGCAAGAAGAUCACCGAGCUGACUCGCGUCUGGGAGAUCCAGUGGCACCAGCUGACAAUGAGAGAGAAGAUGGCAGCCGGUGGCUUUGGCGAAGUCUGGCUGGCCGAGCUCAGCGACAUGCUCGUGGCAGUCAAGCAUUUAAAGCAGUCAUCGCUCACAGAGCCCGCCAGUGUGCAAGACUUCCGUCGUGAAGUGGAGCUAAUGCAGACUCUCCGCCAUCCAAACAUAGUCCUGUUUCUAGGGGCUGGAUCUUCUGGGUCCGGACAUCUAUUCAUUGUCAUGGAGUACCUGAAACGGGGUGCUCUGCGUAACUUGAUUAGAGAUACCAGCACUCCGUUAGAUUAUAGUGAUAAGUUACGCUUUGCUCUGGAUGCCGCCAAGGGUAUGUCCUUUCUACAUGGCUCGACACCACCUCGCAUCCAUCGCGAUUUGAAGAGCUCCAAUCUGCUUGUCAGUGACAAGUGGGUGGUGAAGGUCGCUGACUUUGGAACAGCCCGCCUAAUAGAGACUCUUGACAAACAGCAGCCCGUCUCCCAGGAGAUGGAAGGUCUGUGUGUGAACAUAGCCGUGCCGCGUGAUGAGAGGACUCCACUGCUGCAAGGUGAAGGUUACUUGUCCGGGGCAGUCGGCACUUCACUCUGGCAGUCUCCGGAGAUGAUGCUACGCAAAGAGUACGGCGCUAGCACUGACGUAUAUAGCUUUGGAAUUGUUCUGUACGAGAUCUUCUUCCGCAAGCGGCCAUUCGUGGAACGGGAAGACUUCCGCUUCUACAGUGUGCUGACGGAUGCUGUAGUAUCUGGUUAUCGACCAGAUGUCAGUGAAGAUUCGUUUGGCGAUGAUGUUCCCGUGGAGUAUGUCAUGCUCAUGGAGCACUGUUGGAAAGCAGACCCAAGCAGUCGACCAACGUUCGCCGACAUUGUCAACCGCCUCCAAAAGCUGAGUUCCGUUUGAAUGGUACAGGCAUCUUCCAGCGCUGCAAAAAUAAGCCCUGUCAAGCUGCGUCGGACCAAGUCCACGAAUUCAUACACACACAGACACAGACACAUGCUUGUGCACAAGCACACAAGCCCAUACUAUAGUUAUUUCGUUAGGUCUGGUUGGAGCCUGAACUAUUCCUCGUGGUAGUUUGCUUUGCUGGUUGGGAGCUAAUGGGAGAGGGAGGGGUGUAAUAAAGAAGUUGAUAAACACUGUUGCCUCCAUGUGGACUUUAUGUAAACACUACAUUCAUUGUGAAAAGCAGUGAUUAAGUGUGAGCCAGUGGCGUUCACAAGCCACUUUUUUUUACUAUAAUUAUUCAAUUUUUUUAAUUCCAGUAUUGGUGACUAGUAUCUAGUGAUUAGUAAGUCUAGCAUCUCAGUCUAGAGGAACUAGCAAAGGAGUAUUCAACAAAUCCAUCUCUUAGUGUUACAAUUCGAUUCAUUUUUUGGCAAUCAUCCCAGUAUCUUUCCAGCUGGUCUGGACCCUCUAGGGAUGCUUGUUUGACUAUAUCGCCAUCAAGUGAAGAAGAAUGCAUGCCACAUUCAACAAACUGUGACUAAGAUGUUCUUUUAACUUCCGUUUGACCUGCUUGCAAGACAAGAUUCUUCAAUAUACCUUCAAAUGACCCAAUUACCUACCAUCAAGGUUUAGACUCGGAUGGAGAGCCAAAGACAUGUUAGAGUGAUA